GUCUACUUACCCAACUCCUCCAGAAGAAACUGUAACAAAAGACAUGUCUCUACUGGCACUGGCUCCAUGUCCUACCUCGCUUAAGACUCAGCACACGAAAUCUCUCCCACGGUCCCACCACCGAAAAAAAUGGUAUUGCACCCCAUUCGAACACGAUCCUUCAACUAUCAUCGUUUUGGCUGCAAAAAGGAGGGGAAAAAGUACAAAAAAACAUCGAGGCAUUUUGCAACCGCCGUGAAUCGAACACGAACCUCCACCUUGGAAGGGUGGAAUCCUAACCAUUGGACCACGGAAGCUUAUCAUUGGAUGACAAAAAAGUGCUUGUUUGAAGUAAUAGAGUACAAGAGCAGAAGCUUAAAAAGUGGCUAUUUUGUCUUCUGCCUAUUGGCUGAAUGGAU
This is a messenger RNA of Mollisia scopiformis, 398 nucleotides long. RefSeq lists its product as uncharacterized. The transcript has a single exon. The record is from RefSeq and is a predicted model, not a curated record. The annotation marks the transcript as partial. Lineage: Eukaryota; Fungi; Ascomycota; Leotiomycetes; Helotiales; Mollisiaceae.